AUGAUGUCAAAUGAACGGACUUUGUUGAAUCAAUUAAUCAAAUCGAAAACUGAUACAGUUGGAAGUGAAAUAUUGAAAGAGAUCGAAGGCAAUGACGAGUAUAUAAAGGAUGUACAGCUAAAGAAGCUUAAAGAGCUGCACGAUAAGAAAUUUAAAGAGAAAGGUGUAACACCAUUGAUUAGAUUAUAUGAGAAAUAUAAUGCCUGUGCUCUGAAUGAUGGGGAUUUACAGAAUUGGGCUGAAUUGAUAGAUAGAGACAUACGAAUAUUGGAAGGUACCAUAAAAAUCCUGGAAGAUGAAUCAAAUGAAGGGUAG
Molecule: messenger RNA, 315 nt
Organism: Kluyveromyces lactis
Lineage: Eukaryota; Fungi; Ascomycota; Saccharomycetes; Saccharomycetales; Saccharomycetaceae
Gene: BLS1
Product: Bls1p
Exons: 1
Coding region: 1-315 (104 amino acids)
Source: RefSeq, a predicted model, not a curated record